AUGGCUAGUUUAGAAGAACUAAUAGAGGAAUAUAUAUGUCCUGAAAAAGUCAUGUUUACUUAUGGGAAAGAGAAAAAGAUUGAAUUAAUUUAUGAAAAGAAUAAAGAUAAGGAAGAAAAUAAAAUAAGAGAUAAUAUAUUGGAAAAAUUAUUAUUCUUGAUAGAAAAUGAAGAUUAUGAAGACUAUGAAGAAAAUGAAAAAGGCCAUAGAGAAGAGACAUAUAAAGAAUAUGAAAAAAAGUCACAUAGUACAUAUGUAAAUAAUGUUAGAUCUUCAAAUCAUGUUCUUUCAAAGGAUAUAUUUGAUAUGUGUCCAUAUAAAAUAAAGAAGUGGCCUAAUAAUAAUUUAAUAAAAAUAAUUACGAUUUUGAAAAAGUACUAUUUUUGUAGUGAAAAUAUGAAGAGAGGUUCAUCCAUAAAUUUGGUUACACAACUAUUGGAGAGAAUAGACAUCUGUGAUAUGCCACUUGAUUAUUUUGAAAGCAUCAUUUAUUUUUUUAUUAAGAAAAUAGAAGAUUGGCAUUGUAUUAAUGGGGUAGUAAAUUUUUUCUUUCUGAUGUUUGAAAAAUAUGAACAUGUUUUGAAAAGAAUUUAUUAUGAUAAUGAAAUAACUGAGUUGUAUAAAAAUUUGUUCAUUUAUAAAAAUAAGGAAAAAAGAACUAAAAAUAAAAAUAAAAAUGAAAAUGAAAAUGAAUUAUAUAUACAUAAUGAUGUAACAAUAGGCGAUAAUAAUAAUAAUAAUAAUAAUGAUGGUAAUAAUAAUAAUAAUAAUAAUGAUGGUAAUAAUAAUAAUAAUAAUAAUCAUUAUGUUGGUGAUUUGAGAACGAUGAAUUGCUUUAAUGACGAAGAAGAGAACGACAAAAUUGAUGCCCUCAUGGAAAAAGAUAUUUUAUAUGAAAAAUGUGGAGUUAAUGUAAAUUGUUGUGGUUCGGAUGGUAAUUAUGAAGAUGGUAAUUAUGAAGAUGGUAAUUAUGAAGAUGGUAAUUAUGAAGAUGGUAAUUAUGAAGAUGGUAAUUAUGAAGAUGAUAAAUGUUUAAGUUCAUUUGAUGAAUAUGAAAGUGAUUAUGAUAAUAAUUUUUAUGCUGAACCUUCAGAUUAUAAUUCUUCUGAUGAAGAAGAUUACAUACAGGUAAGAAGAAUAAAUAAAGAACAAGAUGAAGGAGAAGGAUUAUGUAUUGUAUAUAAUAUUUUGAAAAAAUUAUUUAAACAUAUUCAUGCUCCAAGUUAUUUACAAGGAAUACGAUUAAAUUAUUAUAAAAUAAUUUUAAUAUCCUUAGAAAAAUUUCGCAAUGAAAUCAUUACAGUUCCUAAUUUUAUUAACAAGAUUCAAGUACAAUUAGAAAACGAAUCAGAUCCUCGAAAUAUCUUAAUUUUAUUUGAUAUAAUUUAUCUUUUGUGUAAUGCUUAUAUAUCUCCUUUAGAAACGAGUGAAGAUUUUAUAAGUAUAAAUGAAUACCAUUUAUAUGAACAAAGGGAUGAUGAAAUUAUAAAAGUGGUUAAAAGUAAUGAUGACGAUGGGGAUGUACCCAAAAGUAAUAAUAAUAAUAAUAAUAAUGAUGAUAAUAAUGAUGAUGAUGAGGAUGUACUCAAAAGUAAUAAUAAUAAUAAUAAUAAUAAUAAUAAUGAUAAUAAUAAUGAUCAUCAUAAUAAUAUUCAUAAUGAUGUUGCUAAAAAUCAUAAUAAUGAUGAGAAAAGGAAAAAAGAAUAUAUAAAUGAUGAGUCCUUAUUUACUUAUGACAAAGAAACUAAUUAUUUAAAAUCCCUUAUCGAUAUAUCAUUUUAUUAUUUCCCUAUAGAAUUUAUUAAUAAUGAUGGUAGGUAUGAUAGUAUUACAGAAGAAAAUUUAGAAGAGUCUUUUUUUAGAUGCCUUUUAUCAAAUAAGAGAUUAGGGGCAUAUGUUAUAAUGAAUAUAUUAGAUCAAUUUUAUAAUUCUGAGAAUGAUGAAAUAAGCGAGAAAAAUUUGAAAAGUAUCUUGAGAGCUUUAGAAUUAUGUGUACCAUAUUAUGGUUGUGAGUGUGCAUCUAAAUUUAUAACAACCGUUGUAGGUUUGAUAGAUUUAGAAUGUGUAGAAAAUAAUUCAACCGAUAAAAUGGUUAGCUAUUUUAUUGAUAUACUUUUAGUAUUUAUUAAUAUAUUAAAUAAAGAACCUAUAUCGACUAAAUAUAAUAUAUUUAAUAAAUAUUUAUCUAGUAUGUUUAAAAAAAUUCAAAAAUAUGUAAUAUUACAUAAGAGUACGUAUGAAAAUAGGACCUAUAAUAUAAAUGAGAUUGUUGAAAUUUUAAAGGGAAAUAAGGAAAUACAUAAAAAUGGUGAUAAUAAUAAAAAAUAUAUAUAUGAUGAUAAUCAUAAAAAAUAUAUAUAUGAUGAUAAUAAUAAAAAAUAUAUAUAUGAUGAUAAUCAUAAAAAAUAUAUAUAUGAUGAUAAUCAUAAAAAAUAUAUAUAUGAUGAAUCCAAAAUGGUUGUAGAUAUGAAGGAGGAUACAUAUAGAAUUAUUAAUUCAUAUGACUACUCGUCUCAUAAUUCUUCAGAUAAUGAGGACAAUAAUAAUAAUUAUUUUAUAAAUACCAAUGAACAUAAUAAAAAUAAUAUGUAUGGAAGUGAUGAAAGUGAUAAAAACAUUUUUACUAUAAUAAAAGAGAAAAAUGAAAUUGAAAAAAUAAAAGAAAAGAAACAGAAAGAAAAAAAGAAAAAUAGAAUAAAAUUAGAUAAAUUCCCUGUUUUACAAAAAAUAUUAAUAUCUAUAUCAAAAGAAAAUAAUUAUAUAUUUCUGUAUAUACUUUAUACAAUAGUAAAACCAAUAUUAAAAGAAUGUUAUUAUUUAAUAUGUUUUUUAACUAGCCAAAAUGAAGUUAUGAAAAAAUACAUGAAGAAAAUAAAUGAUAACAAUAAAAACGAUAAUAAUAAAAACAAUAAAAAUGGUAAUAAUAAAAACAAUAAAAACGGUAAUAAUAAAAAAAGUAACAAUAAUAAUAAUAAUCUAUGCAGUAAUGAGGAUAAAAAAUUCUUUACGCGUAAUGAAAAAGAAGAAGAAGAAUCGAAAUAUAAUAUAAGAAUAAAAAAAUUAUUUAAUAUUUUAACAAGCUAUAUAAAUUUUGUAAACAAUAUUUUAGAAAAUAGUGUUGAAACAUAUAAAGUCAUAAAAUAUAAUAUAUAUUUUUUAAACGAAAUAUAUAUAGUAAGAGAAAUAAUAAGAAUAGGUGGAGACCUUUUUGUUAAUAAAUAUCAUGAAUGUGGACUAGAACUUUUUAAUAUUCUUAUAAAUUUAAUAUGUAUUCAUAAUAAUGAUAAUGUUUUACAAAAGGAACUAAAUUUUGAUGAUGAUAAUUUAUCUAUAUAUUUAAUUAAUACAAUCAUUUCGUUUUUUUCUAUUGUAGGUUUUAAUAAUGAAUUAAUCCAAAUAUCUGAGUAUAAAAAAAAAGAGGUAUAUCUUUAUUACAAAUGUUAUAAUAAAUUAUAUAAUCUUAAGAUAGAUAACAAUUCUUUUAAUUAUACAGAUUUAUGGAGAGAACAUAUUUUACAAAACUCUUUUAAUUUUAUGGAAGAUAUAAGAAAAAAUAAUGAAGAAAAUGUACUAAAUCAAAAUUGUGAAUUUAAUAAAAAUACCUUAUUAUUUUUUCUUAGUUUAAUAAACAAAAUAAUAAAAUAUAAAUAUAUGCACAUUAAAAAUUAUUUAAAUACUAUGUUGAUAAAUAUGUCUUUAUUUAUAUUAAAGAUAUAUGUAUGUAAGGAGGAACAUAUGGAUAGUUAUAUUGAGUUGUUAAAAAAAUUAUGUCCAAUGGAUAAUAUAACAUAUAUUAUAUUUGUUAUUACGAAUAUAUCAUCUUUUAUUUUACAUUAUUUUUAUAAGGAUGUGCAAAGGUUUAAGGAGGAUUAUAUAUGUAUAAGAAGUGGUGAUAAUAUAUGUGGUGAUAAAAUAUGUGGCGAUAAUAUAUGGGGUGACAAUAUAUGUGAUGAUAAUAUAUGUGGUGAUAAUAUAUGUGGUGAUAAUAUAUGUGGUGACAAUAUAUGUGAUGAUAAUAUAUGUGGUGAUAAUAUAUGUGGUGAUAAUAUAUGUGGUGAUAAUAUAUGUGGUGAUAAUAUAUGUGGUGAUAAUAUAUGUGGUGAUAAUAUAUGUGGUGAUAAUAUAUGUGGUGAUAAUAUAUGUGGUGAUAAUAUAUGUGGUGAUAAUAUAUGUGGUGAUAAUAUAUGUGGUGAUAAUAUAUGUGGUGAUAAUAUAUGUGGUGAUAAUAUAUGUGGUGAUAAAAUAUGUGGUGAUAAUAUAUGUGGUGAUAAUAUAUGUGGUGAUGAUAAAAAUAAAUCUUUAAAUAAUAUAAAUAUGAUAGAAAAAGAUAAAGAGACAUACAGUGACUUAUUUCAAUACAUAUACUACAAACAGAAUUGUAAUUACUGUUUAGAUAAAAACAUGUUAAAGGUAGGAUAUAGUUUAAAGUUUCCAAAUUUGUUAUUUGAAAAAAGUAAAAAUGUAGAAGAUGUAGCAUGUAGAAAAGAAGAGGAUUACGAAAAGGAUAUUAAAAAACCUGAUUUUGAAGAAAUAAAGGAUAAUAAUAUUUGUGUUUCGGGAAAUGUACAAAAUGUACAAGAGGAAGACAAUAAUAUUAUUAAAAUUAUAGUUAAUUUAGAUAUGGAUAAUGAUGAGAUUGUUAAUUAUCAUUUUAAUUUUCUUUUAAGUUUAACGUAUUUACAUUUAUAUUAUAGAUAUGUUAAUGUUACCAAUAUAUUAUUUUUAGAAGAUUAUAAUAAAGAUAAGACAAUAUUAUCUCUUGAGAAUAUUCAAAAUGAAAAUGGAUGUAAGAAUAAAAAAGAAAUGUUAUAUGGAAUAUUUAUUUCUAUAAAUAUUAUGGAGAUUAUGGACUUGUGUAUAAAAUAUAUGUAUGAAGAAAGUGUGCUUAACAAAUUUUUAUGUUUAAAAGAAAUGGAGGAUGAGAAAAAUAAAAUGAGAAAAAAUAAAAGGAACAAUGUAAUGGUUGAAAAGGAUUAUAUGAAAAUAAUUGAUGAUGAUAAAGAGAAUAUAUUUUAUUACAGAAAUUAUUUGAACAAGAUAAAAGAAUUUAUACAUAUAAAUCAUAUAAAUGAUUUAGAGAUUACUGAUUUUGAUGAUAUUGGAGGAAUCAUAUCAGGGGAUAAGUACAUUCCAGAAAAUGAUGGAAAUAAUGAUAAGGAUAAAAAUUUGAAUAUGAUAAAUAAUAAUUUAUUUAAUUAUGAUGUUUUGAGCUUUAAAAAAAAAAAAUUUACGAAUUUUAAUUUGAUAAUUAAUACAAAAGAGUUGUUAUAUAUGUUAAGGAUAAUAUUAAGUAUAAAUAUUGUUUAUAAUAAGAUAAAGAAUGAAUGUAAUAUUACCAAAAAUAAUAGACAAGAAAAAUUAUUAUUUUCAUUUUGUAAAUAUAUAUAUUAUAAAUGGAAAGGAAUUAUGAAUUAUCUUUUUAUGUAUUUUGAUAAAAUAAAAAAUAGGAAAAUAUUUUUGGAAAAUUUAAUUGAUCAUUGUUUAAAUAAAGUAGAUGAAUGUAUAAUAAAUUUGGAUCCUGUUAAGGGUGAUAUAUAUUGUGAUACAUUUAAAAAUAUGUAUAAUUUGGAACAUAAUCAUUUUCAUCAUAAUCUUUAUAAUAGUAAUAAUAUUAUGAUUCACAAAAAGUAUGGGAACCAUCCUAUAUAUUUAUAUAAAUCCUUGAACGUUUUACUAAUAUUUUUUAUUCCUACAAUGUUAGGUAUAGAUAAUAAUAUAAGUGAACGACAUAUAUAUGACUUGUUACAUUUGUGUAUGUACAUAUAUAUGUUAUAUAUGUAUAAUGUGACCACAAGUUUUAAGGGAAUAAGGGGUCCUUCAAUGUUGAAAGAACAGGUAAAGGAACAAAAAGAAAAGACAGGAGUUGAACGGAGUAACGAGGGUGUUGAGGAGGAUGAUUGUGGCGAUGUGUACGUUACUCAUGGUGAUGAAGAUAAUGAUGGUGAUGAAGAUGAAGAUAAUGAUGGUGAUGAAGAUGAAGAUAAUGAUGAUAAUGAUGGUGAUGAAGAUGAAGAUAAUGAUGAUAAUGAUGGUGAUGAAGAUAAUGGUGGUGAUGAAGAUAAUGAUGGUAAUGAUGAUGAUGGUAAUGAUGAUGAUGAUGAUAAUGAUGAUAAUAAUGAUGAUAAUAAUAAUGAUAAUAAUGAUGAUAAUAAUGAUGAUAAUAAUAAUGAUAAUAAUGAUGAUAACAAUAAUGAUAAUAAUAAUGAUGAUGAUUUUUAUUAUAGUGAUUGUGACUCCUAUGAUGAUUAUACCAAACGUGAACGUACAUUUAUUUUUAAAAAAUCUUUCUUUUUUAAAAAAAAAAAAAAUAAAAUAAAUAAUAAUAUUAUUAUGAAUAAUGAUGUGUUAAAAAGUUAUGAUUCCUUUCUAAAUUUUUUGAAUGAGAAAAAUAGAACGAUGCUUUAUUGUGUAGAAAAAAAUGAUAUUAUUCAUAAAAUAAAUUAUGAUGUUAUAAGAAAUGCUUUACAAUUUAUUGAUUUAGAUUUAUACGAAAAUAUAUAUCAUUGUGCUUUACAAGUACUUUCUAUAAUAAUAUAUAAUAAAUUAUAUAAAACGGAAGAACUUAAUUAUGUAUAUAUCCAUAUGAAUAUAAUAAAAUAUUGUACAUUAAAAUUAAAGGAUAGUAUAAUAUUUAAGAUUGUCAUUGAUCAUUUUACAAAUAUAUAUCAAGCACUUGUAAAUAAUAAUUUAAAAAAAAAUAAAUAUGAAGAAAACAAAAACAAUAAUAAUAUAAAUAAAAUAAAUAAAAUAAAUAUCUUUUUACCAAUAGAUUCAUUUUUAAAAUUUAUUAGUAACACUUUUAAUUUUACAUUUUAUGAGGAUGAAAAAAUUCAAAGAAAAAUUAUGAACAGGUGUGAUUAUGAUAUUAUGAAUAUACAUGUGCAGGCCCUUUUUUUCCUUUUCGAUAAUUUAUAUUGUAAGAAAGAAAUAAUUCAUGAUAAAACAAAAUAUGAUUUAUAUUUAACACAUGAUUAUUACAGUGAUAAGAUUGAUUAUAAAAAAAAUUGUUAUACUAUAAAUGUUCAUAUAUUAGAUAAUAUAUAUACAAAUAAAAUCAUUGAUGAAAAAACUGAAGAUUGUAAUAAGAAAAUAAAUUUUAGUUGGAAAUAUUUAAAAAAAAUAAAUAUUAAUGUAUAUAAUUCUGUUAUAAUUAAAUUAAUAAAUAUACAAUCAUUAUUUCAAAUACAUAAAGACAAGUCUUCUAGCUCUACCCAUGAAGAGACGAGCGAUUUUUAUUUUAUGUGUCAUUUUUUUAUUUCCAUAUUUCAGAUGUUUUCUUUAUUUUAUGAUUUAGGUUUAUAUCAUAUGCACAAACAGGAGGAAAAGUUAAAAAAAGAAAAGAAAAGUAGACACCAUGAUAUGUCAAAUGAUAUAUAUGACGAAGAAAAUAUCGAAAAUAUAUACAGAAAUAUGAAUAAUAAACGAGAUAAGCAUGUAUUAAUUAUAUUUUAUUAUACCUAUACAUCACAUAUAUACAAUACCUUAUUUCCAAACGUAUAUAAUAUAGAUACCAAUACAUUAUUUUGUAAUAAUAAUUUUAAUAGUAUAUAUUUUCGACAACACGAUGAUUUUAUGAAUACUUACAAAAACUUUUUAGUUCUUUUUCUUUAUCAUAUGUAUAAUUAUUUAUACUUUAUCGACAUUACAAAUAAAUUUAUAACAAUAACUCAGUAUUUUUUCUUAAUUAAUAAAUUUAAUAUUUCUUUUGAGAGUUCUUUAUCGUAUGAUUUAAUUCGAAAUAAAAAGGAGGUCGUUGAAUUUGUUGAAAAAAAUGUAGAUAAUCUGUGUGGUGGUUAUAAUAAAAAGGACAAGGAUAAUGAUGCAAAAUGUGGUGACAAAUAUGGUGACAAAUAUGGUGACAAAUAUGGUGACAAAUAUGGUGACAAAUAUGGUGACAAAUAUGGUGACAAAUAUGAUGACAAAUAUGAUAACAAAUAUGAUGAUAAAUAUAAUAUAAUAAUAAAAAAAAAAGAACUCGUUAUUUCAAGCAACGAACACAAUGUAGAUACUUAUAAAAAUAAUAAAAUAAAUUCUAUAUAUGAUUUAAACAAAAUAAAAGAUAAUUCUCCUAUAAUAUAUAAUGUAAAAUAUAAAAGAAAACAAGAAAAAACUAAAAUUAAUUGUAAAUAUCUUACUUUAAUUAACUUGAAAUUAAUACUGUUAUCAUAUAUGUCCAUCCAAGAAAUUGUCGAUAAGAAUUAUUAUUCCAUCUUAGAAAUAUGUAUAUUAAAAGGAAUUAAUAAAGUUGCUAAUUUUUUUAUUAAUAAGAAAGAAUAUUUGAGAAAUAAUAGAAAGUAUAUUACACAAGUUUUAAGAUAUAACAAUGAUAUGGUGAAGGAUAUAUUUACACGUGACUACAAAAAAAAAAAUAGAAAAAGAAAAGGAAAAAAAGAAAAAACAAAAAUAGAAAGAAAUAUAAAAAAUGAAUUAUUAUAUGAAGAAAAUUUAGAAAAUGAAGAAAAUGAAUCCAUAAUUCAAAAUAUAAUAUAUGAUCAAAUCUUACCAUCAUAUAGUGAAUAUAAAAAAUUAAUAAUAAGGAAAAUUAUUUCUAUGAACUUUAUUUUGUGUUUACGAUUAUUAUAUUUAAUUAUUAAUACUCUAAAUUAUUUUUUAAAAUAUGAGAAUAAAAUAUAUCAUAAGGAACAAAAUGAAGAAAAUAUAAAAAUCUUAAAAAAAAAUAUUUAUUUCUUAUUAUCUUAUAAAAGCAUAAUUAUGAAAAAUGUUAUGAAAAUGCUUGUUUCUGUACCUCUAGGUUUAAUAAGAUAUCUAUGUGUGUGUGUCUUAUAUAUUAUAUCUUUUUUUAAUUACCAUUCAUUUCUUUCUUACGAAACGAUUCAAGAUAUUAAUUGGUAUUUAUCCAUAGCUUCAAACGAUCCUCAUAAAAAAGUCAGAAAAAUGGUAGUCUUGUGUAGAACAAGGUGGAUGUAA
This is a messenger RNA of Plasmodium falciparum 3D7, 8928 nucleotides long. RefSeq names its product putative MMS19-like protein. The record is from RefSeq and is a predicted model, not a curated record. NCBI's taxonomy places the organism in Eukaryota, Apicomplexa, Aconoidasida, Haemosporida, Plasmodiidae.